Messenger RNA from Peronospora farinosa, 630 nucleotides. NCBI's taxonomy places the organism in Eukaryota, Oomycota, Peronosporomycetes, Peronosporales, Peronosporaceae. The record is from the annotation of a GenBank genome assembly.
AUGGAUUCAUGGGAUGACGAUGAGUUCGAAGUACCGUCGGUGACGCCUGUAGCGGUUAAUUGGGACGAUGAGGAGGAGGAGGAAGAAGCGGAGACGGGAGUGGAUGAUAAAACGGAUGUAGUUGCUACAAAGGGACCACUUAAACCUAAACAGCUCAAGAAAAUAAAGCUUAAGGAGAUCGAGGAGAAACAAAAUAUGGAGAUCGCCCUUACGAAGGCACGGCUUGCAGCGCAAAUUGAUGAGACUGAUGACCAGCGUCGUGCUCGCGAGAAGGCUUCUAUUGAGGAGGCAGACUUUGAGAUGGCAAUUGAUGCGUUUGCUGGUGCUCCGCCCAAGCCGGCGAUCGGAGCGACGAAUGAUACCGACGCUACUAUCUCGUCUAUGCGGCUCCUCUCGCUUGCUGACCACGAACACUUGGGUGACGUGGUGUCAUCCCGUUUAGCAAUGUCUAACUCAAAAAUGAAAAGAUUUUGGCUGCUAAGCCGAAAGCAAAAAAAGAAGCAGACUGGCAAGCAGGGAUACACUAAAGUCGAACGUAGUGUCGGGAAUGGUGCUGGCACUGGAGGCAAGGCUUAUGCCGGUUACGAGGACAAUUAUGACGACUACGAGGACUACGAUGACUUUAUGUAG